AUGCAGAGUUUCUUUGCAAGCUGUACCAUUGCAGCACUUUUGGCUGCUUGCCUUGCAGCCCCGCAUCCCGACCACCAUGAUCAUCACGACCAUGAUCACCACCACCAUGGAGAUGACAUGAAAUGUCACGAACUGUCCGCUCCCAAUGCAGAUUUUGGCUUUGGCCUCUACAAAGCCCUAAGAGCCCAAGCAGGUCCUGCAGACAACAUCUUCUUCUCCCCACUGGGCAUCGGCUCUGCCCUGUCCCUAUUGUCCACAGGGGCACGUCAAGAGACCCAUAGCCAGUUGUUUUCCACCUUGGGCUACAGUGGCCAGGAGCAGACUAAGAUCAAUGAAGCAUACAAACAUCUUUUUCAUAUGCUCGGCCACAACCAGGACCAGAGGCAACUUGAUGUCGCUAAUGCAGUUGCUGUAGCCAACAACUUCAGUCCUAAUGACAUCUUCAUGAAAAACGCCAAGGAAUUCUUCUCUGCUGAUGUUCUCAAGGUUGAUUUUGGCAAAUCUAAAGAGGCUGUAGAUGAAAUCAACUCUUACAUAGCCGGUAAAACCCAUAACAUGAUUAAAGACCAUGUGAAAGAUGUGGAUGCAGACCUGGCUAUGAUGCUGAUCAACACUGUUUAUUUCAAAGGACAGUGGGUUCGACACUUCAACAAAUCCUUUACAAAGAAGGCUGACUUCCACGUGGAUGAAACCACCAAAGUGGAAGUAGACAUGAUGAAAAGGACGGGCCGUUACCACUUGUAUCUCGACAUGGACAAUGGCACCUCGGUCUUGAUGCUGCCUUACAAGGGCAAUACCUCCAUGAUGAUCAUCCUGCCUGAUGAGGGAAAGAUGAAGGAUUUGGAAGAAAAAAUCAACAAAGACGACAUUAAGCGCUGGCACGACUCUCUUUACUUGCAAUCUGUCGACGUGUCCCUGCCCAAAUUUUCAGUUUCAACCAAAUCUAGCCUGGACACCACAUUGAAAGAUAUGGGAAUAACUGCUGCUUUCGGAGAGACUGCUGAUUUCUCUGGCAUUACAGAAGAUGUCAAGCUUAAGCUGUCUAAGGCAUCCCACCAAGCAGUUCUGAGUGUUGAUGAAGCAGGAACCGAAGCAGCAGCUGUCACUACCCUAGAAAUAAUGCCCAUGAGUUUGCCCAUGAGGAUGAAGAUGGAUAGACCCUUUUUGGUCCUUAUUAUGGAGGACUCUACUCGCAGCAUCCUCUUCAUGGGCAAGAUCAGUAAUCCCGCAGCUAUGUAA
Nerophis lumbriciformis (worm pipefish) is the source of this 1239-nucleotide messenger RNA. The record is from RefSeq and is a predicted model, not a curated record. NCBI's taxonomy places the organism in Eukaryota, Metazoa, Chordata, Actinopteri, Syngnathiformes, Syngnathidae.